CCUUAUCGAAGGCGGGCCAAUGAGAUCGACGACUGAUCCUGGAGCAAUGAGGAUAAGUAGGUUGACGGAGAUGCGUGCAUCGUCUAACACCCCAAGUCGUCUCCGCCAAGGCACUCUGCCUGGUGGAAUACAUACGCCCCCCUUCUCUCAUAUCGGUCAACGCUACCCAAGUGUAACACGGUAGACUAGACGACGAGCAAGACGAGCAAGACAGGCCAUGGCGGAUUUCCUCAGCGCAAGCCAGAUCAUAACGUUGCUGCCAUGGAGCAUCGCCAGCGGCUCAUCAGAAUCUGGGGGGAUUCCUCCUGGAUCCAAGGUCCUCGAGAUCGGUCCUGGACAGGUUGACUUCACCGUCGCGUUGGCUGAUGCUGUAGGACCAACAGGCUAUGUUGUUGCAGUUGACAAUGCGCCCCCGGAUUAUGGUAUGGUGGCACGAAACCGCCUACUCUCUCCUCCAAGGCCCCUGAAACACUUGAUACUGCCGUGGCUAGUCACUGAUAGUAGCACUAUAGGAACGCCCCUUAUCGAGGAAGCGCAAGCCUUCUCGGUUGCCUCGCCACUCGGCGAUCGAAUCGGAUUUGUCCGCGCAGGCCCGCUCGACUUCCUGUCUUCCGCGAUAGAGGUAGCAAUUCAGGGUUUCGACUUCAUCGUCUUCUACCACUGCAGCGGGUACUUCAACAGGCCAAACUACGUCACUCGCUUGCUUAAGCUUGCCCGCUCCCGCGUGUGCACCGGCCUCAUAGCCGAGUACAGCCUCUCGACGUCGCUCCGCGCCGCCGUCCCCCAUGUACUCUCGGCUCUUGUCAACAAUACGCUCGAAAGCCUCCAGAGCGAGGCUUCGAUGCGCAACAUCAGGUCUGCGCAGACCCCUCCCCAGAUCAUUCGUGCCGCCGAGGGCGCGGGUUGGGCGGGUGAAGAUACAGGAGAUCGUCACACCGGGACCCAGACAGCGCGAUGGGCUCAGGGAAGUCAGCAUGGUGGUCAAGUCCAAGUUUAAGGCGAACCUCGAAGCCGCGCAGGUAGAACGGGUGAAGACAAUGCUGUAUGGUAUGGUUAAUGCCGUCGCUGCGAGUGCGGACCUGCUCGACGGGGGAGUCGAGGCUGUGAGGACUAUGGACGUCUGGGUUGCGCGAUUUGACAUGAGGAAUGAGAAACUCUCAAGAUAGCGAAACGAAGUUGGAGAACCAGUCUUGACAAAUGACAGGUAGUUAGAAACCUUGCGCUCUCACUUCCAUCCAAGCUCGCGAUGAUGGAGAUCACGGAUGAGGAUCCAGACGUCGCUCACUAGUUAUCCCACAAUUGCAAAAGGCAG
Messenger RNA from Phialemonium atrogriseum, 1312 nucleotides. RefSeq lists its product as uncharacterized. The record is from RefSeq and is a predicted model, not a curated record. The transcript has a single exon. NCBI's taxonomy places the organism in Eukaryota, Fungi, Ascomycota, Sordariomycetes, Cephalothecales, Cephalothecaceae. Bases 218 to 997 code for a protein of 259 amino acids.